AAUCGAUUUUUUGGGAGUAUAUAAGGUGUGCCUGGGCCAUCCAACGACAUCAGUUCCCCUCUCGACUCAAGUCAGUCAAAUAAAUUCAACGGUCAACAUGAAAAUGAUGCUUGUCCUCGUUGCCCUCGUGGCUGUAGCAGUGGCAGCUCCUCAGCGUCAGGCUCAGGAACAGGAAGUGGUUGUCCUGAAACAGGUGGAGCACAACAACGUAGGUCUACCCGAGGGAUACGGCUACGAGUACCAGCUCUCCGAUGGCAGCAGCAAACAGGAGCAGGCGCAAUUCGAGGAUGCCACCGACGAAGAGGGCAAUCACGUCCAGGCAAUCGUCGUCAGGGGUUCAUACAGCUUCGUCGGAGAGGACGGUGUCACCUACACCAUCAACUACACAGCUGAUCAGAACGGUUUCCACCCAGAGGGUGCACAUCUUCCUGUUGCUCCAGUUGCUUAAAGCCAUUUUGUCAGUCAUUUGAUUUUUAAUAAAUUACAUAUUUUACCAAAAUCAUUA
This is a messenger RNA of Fopius arisanus, 505 nucleotides long. RefSeq names its product larval cuticle protein 8. Lineage: Eukaryota; Metazoa; Arthropoda; Insecta; Hymenoptera; Braconidae. Gene Ontology annotation, molecular function: structural constituent of chitin-based larval cuticle. The record is from RefSeq and is a predicted model, not a curated record. Bases 98 to 448 code for a protein of 116 amino acids. The transcript is spliced from 2 exons. Gene Ontology annotation, cellular component: chitin-based extracellular matrix.